AUGCCGGAUUUACAAGAUCUGCCUGAGUCCAUAGUUAUCACACUCAACGAUUUCGUAUUGGAUGCGCUUAGCCUCGGCAACGAGGAUUUGGAGGGAUACAGAUUGAAUUCGAUAAGAAGCUUGCGCACUAGUUACUGGAUCUCUCUGGGUACAUCCGAUGAAGAACGCGAGAAAAAGUUCAACUAUCUGCUGGAGCAAAAAACUUUCUACUGCGGCCAAAUCAGGACCUGUAUCGCAGAAGCACUGUAA
Messenger RNA from Cylicocyclus nassatus, 249 nucleotides. The record is from the annotation of a GenBank genome assembly. NCBI's taxonomy places the organism in Eukaryota, Metazoa, Nematoda, Chromadorea, Rhabditida, Strongylidae.